CUGCCUGCCACGCAAAGAUGGAAGAUCAUACGCAACAGCUGCCGGCGCAGCUCAUCAGAGAUCGUCUCCGGUAACGUCACCCACGAUCCCGUAUACAGCCCCGUCGACUCGUUUCUACAAGGCAGCGCCGCAAACUAUGUUGACGAGAUGUACGCGGCAUGGAAAGCCAAUCCCGACAGUGUUCACGUCUCAUGGCAGACUUACUUUCGCAACAUGGAGAACCCUUCGAUACCAGCAACACAGGCGUUUCAACCCCCGCCGGGCCUCAUGUCGAGUCGAUAUACGCAAGAGACAGAAGUCGUGAACACCAUUGAAUCAAACGACACUAUAAACUACCUCAAGGCCCAGGUCUUAGUGCGAGCAUUCCAGGAAUAUGGGCACACUGGCGCAAACAUCAACCCCCUCGGCUCAAUCGGCGAUGAGACCGUCGGCCCGCAUCCCGAUCUACCAAGCACGACGAACUUGGCCAAGUACGGCUUCACUCCCGCCGACCUAGACCACGAGAUACCCCUCGGACCGGGAGUUCUACCACACCUUGCCACACAACAGAAGCGAGUGAAGCUCCGAGACAUCAUUGCCGCUUGCGAAGAGAUAUACUGCGGCUCUUUCGGCGUAGAAUACCUCCACAUCGCAGACCCCGCCAAACGCGAAUGGAUCCGCCAACGCGUCGAAAGCCACCACACCAGCCGCACCUCGACCGAAGAAAAACAGCGCACCCUCGACAACCUAAUCUGGGCAACGAGUCUGGAGCGGUUCCUGGCAGUAAAGUUCCCCAACGAGAAGCGCUUCGGUCUCGACGGCGCAGAGGGCCUCGCGCCGGGUCUCGCCGCGUUGAUAGACCGCUGUGCCGAGGCCCACGGCGUGGAGGACAUCGUCGUCGGGAGUUGCCAUCGCGGGAGGAUGAAUCUUCUCAGCACCGUCUACGGCAAGGACUUUGAGACGCUUUUCCGGCAAUUUGCCGGGACUGCGGAGUUUGACGUCGAGAACGGACAGACCGGCGACGUUAAAUACCACUUCGGUAUGGAUGGGUCCCGGAAGACGGCUGGUGGGAAGGUCGUCGGCAUCUCGAUGCUUCCGAACCCCUCGCACCUCGAAGCCGUCGAUCCUGUUGCGCAAGGCAAGGCCAAAGCCGUACAGCACUUGAAAGAUGAUGCGGACCACUCCAAGGUCAUGUCCCUGGCUCUCCACGGAGACGCGGCGUUCUCUGGACAAGGACCGGUAUACGAGACGCUGAAUCUGUCGAAGCUGAAGGGCUACGACGUCGGCGGGACGGUCAGGCUCAUUGUCAACAACCAGAUCGGCUUCACGACGGACUCGUCCGAUUCGAGAUCGACGCCGUAUUGCUCGGAUCUGGCGAAGUUCAUCGAAGCCCCGAUCUUCCACGUCAACGCUGACGAUCCGGAGGCUGUCGUGUUUCUGUGUAAACUGGCGGCGGACUGGAGAGCCGAGUUCCGAUCGGAUAUUGUCAUUGAUGUGAACUGUUACCGGCGUUUCGGGCACAAUGAGAUUGACCAGGCGAGCUUUACGCAGCCUGAGAUGUACAAGAAGAUCGCGGAGCAGAAGCCUUUGCUGGAGAAGUACAUUGAGAAGCUUGUUGCGGAGAAGACCAUGUCGGCUGAGGUAGUAGAAGAGCAGAAGAGGUGGGUUUGGGAACAACUCGAGGAGAAACUGGCGCGGAGCAGAGCCCCGGUGGAAGAUCACACAGUAGGGAAAUCUGCAGGAGAGGCGUUGACGGUGGAUGGACGUCGGUCAACUGGAGUCGAAGAGGCCACGCUUUCGACUAUCGCGAAGGCGAUCACCAGCGUACCGGAGGGCUUCAGUCUCCAUCGCAACCUCGAACGCAUCCUCACCGCGAAGAAGCAGGCCUUCGAUACCGGCGUCAUCGACUGGCCUACUGCUGAAGCCUUGGCAUUUGGAUCACUUAUCAUGGAGGGCAAACCCGUCCGUAUCAGCGGCCAAGAUGUUGAACGCGGCACCUUCUCCCAAAGACACUCGGUUCUGCACGACCAGAUCACUCACGCCAAACACACACCUCUGAAUCAUCUUCUGGAAAGUCGAACCGCGCAAUAUACCGCGGUCAACUCCCCACUCAGCGAGUUCGGCGUACUUGGCUUUGACUAUGGAUACUCCCUCGCCGCGGAGGACUCAUUGGUCAUGUGGGAAGCCCAGUUUGGCGACUUCGCGAAUAAUGCGCAGGUCAUCAUUGACCAGUUCAUAUCUUCCGGGGAGGCCAAAUGGUUGUUGAAGAGCGGGCUGGUUAUGUCGCUGCCACAUGGGUAUGACGGACAGGGCCCCGAGCACUCUUCCUCUCGGCUGGGGAGGUUUCUGGAACUGGGCAAUGAAGAUCCCAGGACUUGGCCGACAGACUUGCCAAGGACGCGAAGGGGCUGUAACGUGCAGAUCGUGUACAUGACCACGCCGGCAAACUUAUUUCAUGCUUUGAGGAGACAGCUGUAUUCUCCUUAUAGAAAGCCACUCAUCAUCUUCUUCUCAAAGUCCCUCCUUCGCCACCCUCUAGCACGAUCCCCAGUUGAAGAUCUCACAGGCCUCUCAACAUUCCAACCAGUCCUCUCCGAUCCAGAACACGGCAACUCCAUCGCCCCUAGAGAGGACAUAACCCGCGUCAUCCUCUGCAGCGGCCAAGUCUACGCAUCCCUCCACAGACACCGCGAAGCGCAUGGCAUCAGAGACGCGGCCAUCACGCGCAUCGAGGAACUCCAUCCCUUCCCCUGGGCCCAGCUCAAGGAGAACCUGGACUCUUACCCUAAUGCCAAGACCGUCGUUUGGUGUCAGGAGGAGCCUUACAACGGCGGGGCGUGGCAGUACGUGCGUGACAGGCUGGAAACCGUGGCUUCUAGAUCGCAAAGCCACAAGUCCAGUCGCAUCGUGUACGUGGGCCGGGACACGGGCGCGGCGGCGGCGACGGGGUCGAAGAAGGUGCAUCUGGCGGAGGAACAGAAAUUGCUCGAGGACGCUUUUCGUGUGUAA
Colletotrichum karsti is the source of this 2988-nucleotide messenger RNA. Its product is annotated as oxoglutarate dehydrogenase. Gene Ontology annotation, cellular component: mitochondrion; oxoglutarate dehydrogenase complex. Gene Ontology annotation, biological process: tricarboxylic acid cycle. The transcript has 3 exons. The record is from RefSeq and is a predicted model, not a curated record. Gene Ontology annotation, molecular function: thiamine pyrophosphate binding; oxoglutarate dehydrogenase (succinyl-transferring) activity. Lineage: Eukaryota; Fungi; Ascomycota; Sordariomycetes; Glomerellales; Glomerellaceae.